AUGAAGAAAAAACUGAAAAAAGAGAAAGAAAAUAACAACAAGAAAUGGAGCCAACACAAGAAGCGGGACAACCAGUUGUUGGGCCGUGGGCUGUGGGCCUGUGGCCGUGGAGGUGGCAAGUGGGUGACUCGCUUUCCGACUGGUCGGAACGAAGAUUGUCGCAGCGUUCAGGCAGGCCUCGCAGGCAACCUUGUAGUUACUGUGGCUGUGAUGAAUAGUGAUUUGGGAGGCUUAGGUGGCAGGCCUACAAAUCCACAAGCAAAUCCUUUUGGAAGUGCCUUGCAUGGUGCUGGACCAGGAUUGAUCCGUACUGGACUAGAAGCAUAUGGGGGGAGGUUCUUAGAUUCAAGUUCUGAGUUUAUGCAGAGCAAUAUAACACAAUAUUUAUCCAACCCUCAGUACUACUUUCAAGUCAACAGCCAGUAUGUGAGGAACAAACUGAAGGUCAUCUUGUUCCCUUUCUUGCACAGGGGUCACUGGACAAGAAUAACUGAACCAGUAGGAGGAAGGCUGUCCUACAAACCUCCAGUCCAGGAUAUCAAUGCACCAGACUUGUACAUCCCUUUGAUGGCAUUUGGCACCUACAUUAUAGUUGCUGGGUAUGCUUUGGGUGUUCUUGGAAGGUUUACCCCUGAGGCGCUGACCCUACAGUUCUCUAAAGGGAUACUUGGCUGGUUUCUGCAAGUCAUCCUCAUCAAGGGUCUGCUGUACUCCCUGGGCAGCGGUGAGGCUCCAUUGCUGGACGUCGUGGCGUACGCUGGAUAUGGUUUCGCUGGCACUUCCAUUGCGAUGCUAGCCCGCAUCUUCUGGAGCUACCUGUACUACUUCAUCAUGCCAUGGUUCUGCAUCUGCACGGGAGUCUUCCUUGUGAAGACCAUGAAGAGGGUUCUUCUGGGCGGGCUAAGGAGCUACGAGAGGCACCCCAGCCGGAACCACUACUUCCUGCUCUUCUUGGCGGUUGUGCAGUUCCCUAUGCUGUUCUGGCUCAGCAGCAUCAGCGGCUGA
This is a messenger RNA of Miscanthus lutarioriparius, 1005 nucleotides long. Lineage: Eukaryota; Viridiplantae; Streptophyta; Magnoliopsida; Poales; Poaceae. The record is from the annotation of a GenBank genome assembly.